Messenger RNA from Symbiodinium pilosum, 369 nucleotides. NCBI's taxonomy places the organism in Eukaryota, Dinophyceae, Suessiales, Symbiodiniaceae. The record is from the annotation of a GenBank genome assembly.
AUGGCAGCCAAUUCGGCUCUGCGGGACGAAAAUGAGGCACUGGCAAGCCUCAUGAGCGAGGUUCACAGCCUAGCAGACCAAUGGCAAGAGGUUUGGUCUCGUGCGAAGCUGGAGGGCAAGGAGACCGUUGCAGCGGAGCUACAGGAGCUCCGGAAGCAGCGGGAAGCCCUCUCACAGCGGCUGAAGGCCCUGGAAAAGGGCAAGAGGCCGGCAGAGGAAGCAGCGAAGCCAAGAUCAGAAUCCCCGAGCCGAAAGGAGCAGAAAGUCAAGCUGGAGUCUCUCAGCGAGGAGUCUCAAGUUCUUCAUUCGCAGAACAGGGAGCUCAAAGAGGCCAUUGCCCAAGCCCGUGCUGCGAUAGCGCGGAGACUG